Messenger RNA from Cephus cinctus (wheat stem sawfly), 910 nucleotides. Its product is annotated as dnaJ homolog subfamily B member 13-like. The record is from RefSeq and is a predicted model, not a curated record. Lineage: Eukaryota; Metazoa; Arthropoda; Insecta; Hymenoptera; Cephidae. Gene Ontology annotation, cellular component: cytosol. Bases 144 to 842 code for a protein of 232 amino acids. Gene Ontology annotation, molecular function: protein-folding chaperone binding. The transcript is spliced from 6 exons.
ACACCCGGGUCACUUGUGACCCAGAAAGUUAUAUCCUAUAUAAAGAUGGUUCAAAUUUUUUAUUUUCAUGUUAUAUAUAAUCAAAUAAAAUCGUCAGAAUUUCCACUAAAAGAAUAUCCCAGUGUUGAAAUAUGUAGAUUCGAAUGGACAUAGAAAAAAUGGCUUGUGGUGACAGAUGUCAAAGCAAAAAUUAUGGAAUAGAUUAUUAUGGUGUUUUAUCGUUGAAAAGAGACUGCCAAGAUGUAGACAUCAAAAAAGCAUUUCGUAGAUGGGCCAUCCAAUAUAAUCCUGAAAGACAAAAAGACAAUAGUUUUAACGUGCUUUUCUCUUUAAUUGCUGAAGCUUAUGAAAUACUUUCGGAUCCUUUAAAAAGAACUGUUUAUGACCAAUACGGUGAAAAUGGUUUAAAAAAAGGAGUUCCUGGUCCGGAAAACUACAUUGAGCCUUAUAUAUUUCAUGGUGAACCAUUAAGAACAUACAGAGAAUUCUUUGGAACUACCAGUCCUUAUGCAGAUAUAUUGGACAUUCUUGGCAAGCCUUUGCCACUAUAUAAUGUUGGCGGCAGGAAAGGUGUUAAAAAAAAGGAUGAAUCUGUGAUAAAACCUUUACUUUUAACUUUGUCAGAGAUAUUUUUUGGCAUUAUCAAAAAAAUGAAAAUUAAAAAAUUUGUACUAACGGGAGAAGCCAAACAUACAACGGAGGUUCAAGAAAAGAUCUUAACGAUUCCGAUAAAGCCUGGCUUGCCAUCGGGUACUGAAAUAAUAUUGCCAGAAGCGGGUGAUGAAGGGCCCACAAAAAUACCAGAUUGGCAUGUCGAGAUCGGAGCUCGAGCAUGUAUAUAGCAUAAUCGGUAGUAUUCAGGACCACCAAAAAAUGUAUUACGUUGGUACAACUACUUUGAUUAAAGGUA